AUGGCCUUUUUGUUUAUUACCAGCUCACUACUUGCAUUUAUGUGUAUUAUUAUUAACAAAACGAUCGCAUCCUUUCCAGACACUCAGCAGCAGUAUGUUGGCCAUAAUGAAUUAUACACCCCAGCCAUUACUCAGCGUGAUAAAACUCAAGAACGGGUUACCUCGUUAAGUGUGUACUUGAAAGGGAUCUAUCAAGAUCCAAAUUACGAGCUGAAUGGAGCAAAUGAAAUCACAGCUCUUCUUCCUAUUCCUUUUACGAAAAUGCUGUCAUCAACCCGUCCUCCCCGAAACGGCCUGGUUAUCUCUGAUCACACACAAACGACUGCAGUUGGUCAUAGAAAAAGUUGUGUACCAAUAUCUAGGAGUGAUUCAUCCAUUUUCCGCCAAAAAACAAAUGGCAAACCAAUUCAGCACUUUAAUGAAACCUUGAACGGACGACCAACCUAUAGUGAUCCAGAAGGUGUUAUUUCUUUUAAAAUAAUGGAAUCUGUCGAAAAUAAAAGAAUAAUCAAAUCCGCUCUUAGAGUUUUUGUAAAUUCUGAAGAGGCGAAAACAACCAAUGACAGGUUUAAAUUAUUGGUAUCGCAAAUACAGAGAGGAGCUUGUCCUAAAUUGAUAGGCAGCUUAAGCAUCUAUACAACGCACUCCAAGUGGCAUGAAGUUGAUACAACAAUCUCCGCCUUAGCAUGGCAACAAGAUCCGUCUGAAAAUGACGGUCUAUUAAUUGAGUGUAAAACGCUAAAAGGGAAAAAGAAAACCUUGAGUGACUGUGGUAUCAAUCUGAAUGGUUUGGACGAACAUCUACCACUUUUAACUUUAUUCCUCUACAGUGACUCUGGUAAUCAAAUCAAUGCAAAUGAAAUGUUGCCACAUGGUGAAUUUGGAAAAGAUAAAAAGACGCCAAAAAGGUCUACAAGUCUCGCCAAUAAAAGAAAUGCUCGUAAACUAUGCAGGUUGAAAAAAUUUCAUGUCAGCUUUCAGGAGGAUCUUGAGUGGAAUGAGUGGAUAAUAGCACCAACAGGCUACAACUUUAGCAUCUGCAGGGGAAAAUGUCCUCGUUAUAACUCAAAUCAUGCCGAUUAUGACAACGUAGCUAUCGCUUAUGAUCAAAUACCUUCACCAUGUUGUGUCCCAACCAAAAUGUCACCUUUGAAAGUAUUGUUUCAUAAUUUUAAAAUAAUAAUUUACUCCAAUAUGAUAGCAGACGAAUGUGGUUGCCGGUAGAAAUAGUAUCAAAAUAAUAUAGUCAAUUUAACAUGAAGCAAAUCAUUGGCUGAAUCGUUAUUGAUGAGAUUUUUCAAUGCAAAUCAGAUUAUAGAAACAAAGGAUUGUAAGUUACAUAGACAUAUUGAAUCAUGUAACAACGUUUGACUGUCCUAUAAAUUUGGUAAUAUUUUUUAGUCUUCAGAAAACGUUGCUACACACAUAAUGAAAAGUCAUAAUCUUUAUGAAUGUAAUACAUUAUAGUAUUUCUUGCUGUAAUGAUGAGCGAUUAAGUUGGUCAAGAUAACUUAUUGCUGUAAUUGGCUGAAUAUGAACCACGUGUAUUCCCCCUUGUCGUUUCCACUACCUUUUUGCCAAGUAUCUUUGCAGGAAACAACAUUACAACAACACUACUAACGCGAUUUUUAGCAUACUCAGCGUGAUAAGGCAAAAAGCAAAUAUGGUGGAAUUUAAAAUUUUCGCUAUUCAAAACUUUUUGCUAACUUGCUAAUGAAAUCAGAAACCAGGGUUCUAAACUUUAUAUGGCUAGGUUAGACGUGGAUUCGCUUUUCACUAACAUUCAUUUACAUGGAACCAUCGAUACUUGUGUUGAAACUUUAUAUGAGGACACUUAUAUAUAUGAGGACAAGUUAAUAACUUUUGUUCCAGAGGGAAUUUUUGCAUUCUGUUGGAAGUUUCUGAGAGCUAAAUAAAAUUUAUUUAACAUAUUUUCCGGUUUUUAGGUGGAUCGCCCAAAAAAUUGCCAAAAAUUGUCCGAAAAUCCGGUUUCUUACGAUUUUUGGGUAAAACCUGACAAAAUCGUGAAAUCGGAUUAAUCACGUGUUCAAAUUAUGCAAAAUGAUUCUUCUUCAUAAAGCAAAGUUGUAUUGCAAGUUUUAAGUUCUAAGGAUAAUCCUAACAGGAGUUAUUAAAUUUUUCCCAUAGUAAGGAUUUCAUAGAGAUUUUUAGGGGUAGUUUCGAGUAAUGGCCAAUAUCAAAGCCUCUGAAAAGCAUGGAACCUAGAAAUUAGGCAUGUAGGUGUCUAAUAGAUAAAUAUUGAAACUCAGUCAGUUUCAUAGCCAUAUAACAUAGCAAUAAGGAGUUAUUAAAAAAAACCGUCAGGGAGGGGGGGCGGAAUACGCCCCCUCCCCCGGACCGAAAGGUUAAAGUAAAUUAAGGUAAAUAACCUGUUCCCAUAAACAGGCGAAGUCGCAAUGCAUUAUGGUAGAACAAAACAAAAUAAACAUGGCUAGGCAUAAAAACAGAAAACAAUGAUUUUGCUAUUCUUAAUCAACCUGAAAACAGUUUUUCUCAAAAGUUUAUACAACAUUCUAAUACAUCUGGACCUUCGGAAGAUAUUGAUAUUGAUUUUGCCUUAAGAAGUCCGAUAAACAUACCGAGAAACGAGAAAAAUCCAGGGUUAGGGAGUCCUGUUGGUGGCUUCACUUGUUGUGUCCCAUUGUGCAACAACAACAACUCAAAGAAAAACAAAUACUUGUCGUUUUAUGUAUUUCCAAAAAAUCCUGAGUUACGAAAUAUAUGGCUAGGCAAGAUUAGUCUUUAAUUUUGUAGCAACUAAUGGACACAGAGUAUGUUCUGAACACUUUGAUUGUGGGAAAAGACUUACAUGAAUAACAUCCUAACAGUUGUUCCAAAGAUUGUAAAACCAAAAGUAUAUAAACCUAGGAUUCUAAAAACAGUCUUGGUAUUAAAAGAAACCUACCUGAGCCACAAGGAAAUGAAAAAGUGCCAGAGCUUACUAAUGAAGAACUAUUAAUGCAAGAGAUACAGGAGCUUAAAAGCAAGGUGUCACAUUUGGAGUCAAUAAGUUCGAAAAAAAAAAAGAACUACAAAAUCAAAUAAAUGAAUUAUCAGACACUUUGAAUAAGACCAAG
Messenger RNA from Hydractinia symbiolongicarpus, 3098 nucleotides. RefSeq names its product protein decapentaplegic-like. Lineage: Eukaryota; Metazoa; Cnidaria; Hydrozoa; Anthoathecata; Hydractiniidae. Gene Ontology annotation, biological process: SMAD protein signal transduction; BMP signaling pathway. Gene Ontology annotation, molecular function: cytokine activity; growth factor activity. Bases 1 to 1224 code for a protein of 407 amino acids. Gene Ontology annotation, cellular component: extracellular region. The transcript is spliced from 5 exons. The record is from RefSeq and is a predicted model, not a curated record.